Messenger RNA from Aspergillus fischeri NRRL 181, 1137 nucleotides. RefSeq names its product F-box domain protein. The transcript has 2 exons. NCBI's taxonomy places the organism in Eukaryota, Fungi, Ascomycota, Eurotiomycetes, Eurotiales, Aspergillaceae. The coding region runs from base 1 to 1137 and encodes 378 amino acids. Gene Ontology annotation, molecular function: protein binding. The record is from RefSeq and is a predicted model, not a curated record.
AUGCACCCUACUCACCAAAUCUAUCUGCCUACUGAAAUUGUUGUGCAAAUCGUCCGCUUUGUGGCUGCAGAUGAAGCCCAUCGUCAAGAGGCGCUAUAUGCAUGCUGCUUAGUAUCGCGUCAGUGGUAUUCCGCAGCCGUCUCCUUUCUGUAUGAAAAGCCCCGGCUACAUAUCGGAAACUCUUUCCAGCAGUUUGUAUCAACUUGCUCAGGAGUCGGUGGACGGAGGAAUAAAUUGAAUCUGGGAAGUUUUGUCCGCCGCCUGGAUCUCAGUCGGCUGGUGCACCAUAGCUCCAACAGCGUGACUGCCAGACUGCUUGGCCGAGUCAAGGCGAACCUGGAAGUUUUCGUGGCUCCAAGGGUGUCAUUUGCUGUCAAUAGCCUUCCUGCUCUGUCAAAAUGCACGAAUCUCCGCCAUCUUGAUCUCUCCCUGGUUGCGGAUCCGAUCGCCUUCCCCAAUCUUAAGAAAGCGUUAAGUCGUCUACCGCGACUGCGUACUCUUCGAAUUCCCCGCUCAACCAAUCUCGAUGUCCCCGACUCAUCACGAACAGAAUGGCCUCCCCUCCUUCAUAAACUGCAACUGAGCGGUCACUUCUCAGCCACUACGAUCCCCUCAUUUUACUGGCCGCCUGCUCUCACCAGCCUGACUUUGAAGAAUUGCACGGAUUUGUCGGUGACGAACAUUGCCUGCUUGUUCAGUAGUCCGCAGCUGAGCGAGACCCUAAAACACCUUACAAUAUCCUACGCAAAUCGUGGGCUUGAGCCCGGGUCUAUCAAUGCUGUGACGGCGUUCUUACCCAACCUGACAUAUCUAAGCGUCCCCGGCGAUAUGGUAGAUGAGACAUUCUUCGAUGUUCUAUACUUCCUGUCACCUCCUUUGGCUCUUGAAGUGCUCGAGUUCGACAUGCCUCACUUGGACCCAGUACUCCAUUUUGAAACAGCAUCCUUAAUCAUGGCGCUGGACAAAGGCCUGAGUAAUGUCCGUUCCGUCGGUUUUUCGGAUAUAUUCUGCACCGACGAGCGCAUUGUCGAAGACGAAGAAGUUGACGAUGUCCUUCAUAAACAUGCUAAGCAGAGAGCUGAACAAGGUGCGCCGACCGCGGUCGACGAAACUGAAGUCGGAGUAUAUUACAUGUGA